Molecule: messenger RNA, 1819 nt
Organism: Populus trichocarpa (black cottonwood)
Lineage: Eukaryota; Viridiplantae; Streptophyta; Magnoliopsida; Malpighiales; Salicaceae
Product: histidine--tRNA ligase, chloroplastic/mitochondrial
Exons: 11
Coding region: 91-1611 (506 amino acids)
Biological process (GO): histidyl-tRNA aminoacylation
Cellular component (GO): cytoplasm
Molecular function (GO): histidine-tRNA ligase activity; ATP binding
Source: RefSeq, a predicted model, not a curated record
UAUCUUCUUCCCCUCGAGGCUCCAGCAAAGUAAAACAAGCAGAGUAGAGUGGCCAAGCGAAGUGUUCCCUUCCCUUGCCUUGUUUUCGCCAUGCCUCCAUUUCCAUCUUCUCUUCAUAUAUUCCACCCGAGCCUGAACCAUUACCUAAAACCUAACUUCUUUUCUCUCAGUUACUUCUCUAUUUCAGCCCCUAAAUUUCCUCUCUCCAGCCAAUUGAUUCCGUUUAACCCUAGAACUCUCUCUUCUGUAGCAACUGCACUUUCCCCAUCGGAGAAUGGCAGUGGAGGCGGAGGAGAAAGGUCGGCCGCGCUGGCUGGUCCGCCGGUACUCGAAAAUUCAGUGCAGAAAAUUGAUGUCAAUCCUCCUAAAGGUACCAGAGAUUUCCCUCCAGAAGAAAUGCGCCUCCGCAGCUGGCUCUUUCACAAUUUCAGAGAGGUGUCGCGACUGUUUGGGUUCGAGGAGGUUGAUUAUCCGGUGUUAGAAUCGGAGGCACUGUUUAUAAGGAAAGCUGGAGAGGAAAUCAGAGACCAGUUAUAUUGUUUUGAAGAUCGUGGAAAUCGUCGUGUUGCACUAAGGCCUGAGCUUACUCCCUCUUUGGCAAGGCUAGUAAUACAGAAAGGAAAAUCGCUAUCCCUCCCAUUGAAAUGGUUUGCCAUUGGACAGUGCUGGCGAUAUGAGAGAAUGACUAGGGGGCGUCGUCGUGAGCACUAUCAAUGGAAUAUGGAUAUCAUUGGCGUCCCUGAAGUCACGGCUGAAGCAGAGCUCAUUUCCUCCAUUGUUACAUUUUUUAAGCAAAUUGGAAUCUCAGCAUCAGAUGUGGGAUUCAAGGUUAAUAGUCGAAAGGUUUUGCAGGAAAUAUUAAGGUCCUAUUCCCUAUCAGAAAAUUUGUUUGCCAAGGUUUGCGUUAUCAUAGACAAGAUCGAGAAGAUUCCAAUUGAUGAAAUUAAGAAAGAAUUGAACUCUGUUGGGAUGCCACAAGAGGGUGUUAACAAGCUACUUGAAGUCCUUUCCAUAAAGUCAUUGUCUGAGUUGGAAGAGAUACUUGGAGGUGCAGGGGAAGCAAUUGCAGAUCUUAAACAGCUGUUCUCACUUGCUGAAAAGUUUGGUUAUUCUGAGUGGAUUCAGUUUGAUGCAUCAGUGGUCCGUGGCCUUGCCUACUACACUGGAAUUGUGUUUGAGGGUUUUGAUAGAGCAGGAAAGUUGAGAGCCAUUUGUGGUGGUGGGCGAUAUGAUCGGUUACUCUCUACUUUUGGUGGUGAUGACCUUCCAGCUUGUGGCUUUGGCUUUGGGGAUGCUGUAAUAAUUGAACUACUCAAGGAGAAGGGUAUCUUACCAGAAUUGAUCCCCCAAGUAGAGAACAUUGUGUGCGCUCUUGAUCAUGAUCUCCAAGGAGCAGCUGCGACAGUUGCUACCAUGCUCAGAGAGAAAGGCCAAAGUGUUGAUUUAGUCUUGGAAAGCAAACCUCUUAAAUGGGUUUUCAAGCGGGCAGCACGUAUAAAUGCACAAAGGCUUAUAUUGGUGGGGAAUACAGAAUGGAAAAAGGGUAUGGUUAGUGUAAAAAUCCUCUCUUCUGGGGAACAAUCUGAGAUUAAAAUCGAUGAGCUAGAGUGACAAAAGGAAGAAUGGAUUUUUUGAUGGUUUCUAUUUACUAUUUAUAUGAUUUUUUUCCUUUUACCAACUUGUUUACUUGUCUAGAUUUUUUAGGUAUAGUUUAAUAAAAAAUUCUUCACUUCACAUCUUCAUAAAACUAUUUUCUUACUGAUCACUGUCAUUUUCCCUUUGAAACAUUAUAAUGACAUGUGGAUUGUUUAGUUUUUAA